Molecule: messenger RNA, 657 nt
Organism: Funneliformis mosseae
Lineage: Eukaryota; Fungi; Glomeromycota; Glomeromycetes; Glomerales; Glomeraceae
Source: the annotation of a GenBank genome assembly
AUGACUAAGAAAAGAUCUUUCCGGCAUUGGAAAAAAAGACGCAUAGAUACUACCGAAACUUGUAAUUUAAAACUGUUAAGGUUUGAUCCGAUCUUGUUUGAACUUAAUGACCAAUUGAAGCAAUCGGUCUAUCAUAACCUUGAGGUCCUUCAAAUAAAUUGUACAACGAUCAGUACAAUAGCUUGUAUAAUUAAAAACAGCGGAAAGCAUCUCAAGAAAAUUUCAACCUCGGAUCCUGAAAAUGAUGACUUUUAUGAGGAUUCACUUAUUCUUAUUCGGGCAAUUUCUGAGAAUUGUCCUUUGCUUGAAUCCUUGUCACUUACAUUCACAUCAUCAAAGAUGCAUUUCAUUGAACUCGAAAAAUUGCUAAAAACUUGUCAAAACUUGAAGGCGUUAUCAUUAAAUAUUAAAAUUAUCAAUGAUGUCUUGUCAUUUAAAUUUAAUGAAACAAUGUUGGAAUCCGAAAAAGGAUUAUCUAAAGUGAUGAUUAAAUCGGCGCCAGUUAAUCUAAAAGAACUUCGACUUGAUGGAUAUUAUCAUUUUAUACUUUCAUCGGAAACCUUGAAGACACAUUUAGAGAAUUGGAGUGGUCGACGUCCAUUUUCGAUUUUUGUAUCAGACUCUCAUUAUGAAAUAGAAGAAUAUAGAAGAUUAUAA